Messenger RNA from Diplodia corticola, 954 nucleotides. Its product is annotated as major facilitator superfamily. The coding region runs from base 1 to 954 and encodes 317 amino acids. Gene Ontology annotation, molecular function: arylformamidase activity. NCBI's taxonomy places the organism in Eukaryota, Fungi, Ascomycota, Dothideomycetes, Botryosphaeriales, Botryosphaeriaceae. The transcript has 7 exons. The record is from RefSeq and is a predicted model, not a curated record.
AUGAGUAAGAUCCCGAAAUUUUCUGACCUGCCCCUUCGAGAGGGCGAUCCUCACCACUCAGCAUGGGGACUGUAUGGCGAUAAUGACGAGCUUGGUUUCCUUAAUCGGUUGACGGACGAGGUUGUUCUAGAAGCGGCGAAGGAAAUCAAAACCGGGACAAGGAUCUCUCUCGACUGGCCACUGGACGCGCAAGGCGAAGUUCCAUUCUUCGGCCGCCAAGUAUUCCACAAGAACGUAUACCAAAAGCCUCCUCGCAUCGUCAAUGAUGAUGUGUGGACAUUCAACACACAAUGCAGUAGCCAGUGGGACGGUCUCCGUCACUUUGCGUAUCAGAAAGAGCAGAAAUUCUACAACGGAGUGACCCUUGAGGACAUACAUGGGGAAAACGCAACAAAUGUGAAUGGCAUACACGCAUGGUCCGAGAAAGGUAUCGUCGGCCGCGGCAUUCUCCUUGACUGGCAUAACUGGCGGCUCGCAAACAAUAUCAGCCAUGAGCCCUUCAAAACAGGCUCCAUACCUUUGGUUCAGCUUCAAGCGGUGGCAAGAGAUCAGGGAGUGGACAUCAAGUUCGGAGACAUUCUCAUUAUCCGCUCUGGCUACCUUGCCGCAUACAACGCCAUGGACAAAUCCGAACUUUCUACGUUGUCGAAAGCCAUGCCACCCUCAUUCGCGGGAGUGGAACAAAGUGAAGAGGUGCUGCAAUGGAUCUGGGAGAACUUCUCGGCGGUGGCAGGUGACCAACCGUCGUUUGAAUGCUGGCCGAGUCAGGCAGAUUAUAUGUUGCAUGAGGUUUUGCUUGCUGGUUGGGGCUGUCCGAUCGGCGAAUUGUUUGACCUCGAGGCAUUGGCAGAGCACUGUGCGAGGGAGAAGCGCUGGUCAUUCUUCCUGACCAGCAAGGUCUGCAACGUGCCCGGUGGAGUGGCCAGUCCUCCAAACAUCCUCGCCAUAUUUUGA